Colletotrichum orchidophilum is the source of this 1020-nucleotide messenger RNA. RefSeq lists its product as uncharacterized. Bases 1 to 1020 code for a protein of 339 amino acids. The record is from RefSeq and is a predicted model, not a curated record. NCBI's taxonomy places the organism in Eukaryota, Fungi, Ascomycota, Sordariomycetes, Glomerellales, Glomerellaceae. The transcript has 2 exons.
AUGGCACCCAUGACUAGACCACAAGGCAUCUUUCACAGAUCGUCACCGUCCAACGUAUCAUCACAUGAAGAUGAUAACCUGGCUCGCGUGUUCGUCGGUCGAGGCGAGAAGAUGAAGGAGUUCCGCGUCAAUAAACAGAAGCUCAGCAACGCUGCUCCCUUCUUCGAAGACCGGCUGGAUGCUACACCAGCCGGCGUCAAGGUGACGCCCAACCAGACCCCAGUGCCGGUGUGGUUGCCGCAACAAAAAUCGACCAUCCGCCUACCAAACGAGUCUGCCUCCAUGUUCGAGCUCUUCGUAGUAUGGCUACACCAAGGGGACAGCUUCCGCAGGCACCUCGAUGAGAUGAUUACUCUUGUCAGUGAUGCGCCUGGCGUCCCCUGCCAACGACUUCACUGGGCUCUGGUCCGCCUCCACAUUUUUGCUGCCCGGCUCGACCUCCACCACCUGCAAGACCUUGCGAUUGAUGCCUUGCAAGACAUUUACCUCCGCUGCGACUGGGACGUUACUCCUCGGUUCGUUGAGUACGUGUACGGCCAAUGCGAUGCCGAGUCUGCGAUGCGGAUUCGGCGGUGGACCGUGGCGAUGGUGGCCUGGUCCGGUGCGGGAGGCUCAUCGUCAACCGUAAAGGACGAUGGCGGGCUUGAGAGGUUUCAGGACAUGUUUGAACGCUUCCCCGAUUUUGCUACCGAAUUCACCUCGCACCUCUGCAAGAUGAAGUCGAGCAAGCUGGACACCCGUAUCAAGAAUCCUCAACUACGAAUCCCGGCAAACAAGCUCCGUAAUGAAGAGCGCCAGUUCGGUUUCCGGCAAUGCUCGUUCCACAGCCACCGGGCCGCCGUUGGCGAGCGUAGGUGUCCCCACACUACCGCCAGCAGGGAGCUGGAUAACUUCCUGCUGGUACCGUUGGUAAUGGAGGUCGCUCCAGAGCCAAGCCGUGGCCAUUCCCGUCGCGACAUACCACCACCACCACCACACCUCCGCCGAGAGAGGAUGGCUCACACCGCACAGGUGUUCUAA